This is a messenger RNA of Prunus persica (peach), 725 nucleotides long. RefSeq lists its product as uncharacterized. The record is from RefSeq and is a predicted model, not a curated record. The transcript is spliced from 2 exons. The coding region runs from base 336 to 656 and encodes 106 amino acids. Lineage: Eukaryota; Viridiplantae; Streptophyta; Magnoliopsida; Rosales; Rosaceae.
UUCAUCGUCGGUGGAAGCAAACAACACCCCCAGCAUUCCCUGGAUAAGAGGUGCCUUUGCUAACUCAGAUUCAAUGACAGGAUCACCAUGUGAAUCCAACCUCUUUUUUGUUCUCUCUGUCCAAACCUUUUUUUUUCUUCAAUAAAAUAUGUGUCUCUGUCUCUCCUUGGUUUGAAUUGCGACGGGGUGUUUAGGUUUCAAUUCUAUCAAAUUUCAGAAAUUGAUUCAAUUUCGGUUUCGGAGGCAUUAGGUAAGGGAUUAGUGUAAUAAAUCGUGAAGAAAAAUCAGAUCUUUGAGAUAGCGACAACAAAUUGGGCAGAGAAGGAAAAACAAAAAUGGAGAAUAUGAUGAGCAAGCUACGGAAUUUGGACGCCUACCCCAAAAUCAAUGAAGAUUUCUACAAUCGCACGCUCUCUGGUGGCGUCAUCACUCUCGCCUCGAGGAUCGAUUCACUUUCUUACUUUGUUGAGAUUGAGAUGCAAAGUGGAGUUGAUACAAGCCAAGAUCUCAUAUCUGCCUACGAAAUAAGCCCCAUCCAUCAUUCUGAUAUUCGUCGUCAUUUUCGGAGUAUCUGUGCGCUUCUGAGAUUUCGGCGAUUUUUCUGUCUUGAGGCCUCUGCGUCUCUAAAGAUGAAGAGACGAAGACUCGAUGUCUGAAUGUGAAGCGGAGAGAGAGAGAGAGAGAGAGAGAGAGAGAGGUUUUAAAAUAAUUUAGGGGGACUUUGG